AAAGCGUCUCCUCGCUCCUCUUCCUCCCACCCCUUCCUCCACUCUAGUAGUACUAGUGCUAGGCCUCCGCUGCCACCACUCGUAGCCCAAGUAGCCAGCGAGCGCACGAGAAAAAAAAAAUAGAAGCAGAAAAGGGGGAGGCGAGAAGCUUGGGAGGAGAGGAGGGAGCAUAAAUCCCGAGCCCCAAAUCGCAAAUCCUAGCCCAUCCCGAUCUGCAAUGCCGGGACUGUGAGGGUGCGCGCGCGCAAAUGAGGCGGGUGGCGCCGGCGAUGAUCGCCGCCGCCGGCGAGGGGGCGGCGGAUGGGGUGGUGGAGAAGGCGCUGCCGAACGGGGACGUCUACCGCGGUGGGUUCUCCGGCGGUGCGCCUCACGGCGAGGGCAAGUACGUGUGGGCGGACGGGUGCAUGUACGAGGGGGAGUGGCGGCGCGGGAAGGCGUCCGGGAAGGGCCGGUUCUCGUGGCCAUCGGGGGCCACGUUCGAGGGGGACUUCCGCGGCGGCCGGAUCGAGGGGCAGGGGGCGUUCGUCGGGCCCGACGGCGCCACCUACCGCGGCGCGUGGGUGGCGGACCGCCGGCACGGGGUCGGAGCCAAGAGCUACGCCAACGGGGACUACUACGAGGGCCAGUGGCGGCGCAAUCUCCAAGAAGGGCACGGUCGAUACGUCUGGGCCAACGGCAACCAGUACGUCGGGGAGUGGCGCGCCGGGGUGAUAUCCGGCCGCGGCGUGCUGAUCUGGGCCAAUGGGAGCCGCUACGACGGGGUCUGGGAGAACGGCGUGCCCAGGGGGACCGGGGUCUUCACGUGGCCCGACGGGAGCCGUUACGUCGGCUCCUGGCCGCGGAACUGCGUCGACCUGCCGGCCAUAAGCGGCACGUUCUUUCCGCCGAUGGGCGCCGGGGGUGCCGGCGCGGUGAGGAAGAGGUCUUCCGUGGAGGGUGUUGGGGAGAAGGCAGCGCCGCGGAUCUGCAUCUGGGAGUCGGAGGGCGAGGCUGGGGAUAUCACCUGCGACAUCGUAGACGCGCUCGAGGCGUCCAUGCUCUACAAGGAGGCCGCGGCCGUCGGAGGAGGGGCAACGUACAUGCGGGCACUGCCACAUAGGAAUGCCCGGCGUGCAGACAGCGGAGUCCCACGCUGGGCGUCCUCGGCGGCCACCACGCCAGAGGGUAAGCGACCCGGGCAGACCAUCUCCAAGGGACAUAAGAACUACGAGCUCAUGCUGCAGCUUCAAUUGGGCAUCAGACAUUCGGUGGGGAAAUCUGCCGCGGUGCCGAUGCGAGUGCUUGCACAGGCAGAUUUUGACCCGCGGGAGAAGUUCUGGACUCGAUUCCCACCGGAGGGGUCAAAGGUCACACCACCACAUUCAUCUGCAGAGUUCCGGUGGAAGGACUACUGCCCCAUGGUGUUCAGGCAUUUGAGGAAGCUGUUCGCUGUUGAUCCAGCAGAUUACAUGCUCGCUAUCUGUGGCAACGAUGCUCUGAGGGAGCUGUCUUCGCCUGGGAAAAGUGGUAGCUUCUUCUACCUUACCCAAGACGACCGCUUCAUGAUUAAGACUGUGAAGAAAUCAGAAGUCAAGUUGCUAAUUCGAAUGUUAAAUACCUACUACCAACAUGUCAGCCGAUACAAGAACUCUCUAAUCACAAGGUUCUAUGGUGUACACUGUGUGAAGCCCCUUAAUGGACAGAAGGUCCGAUUUAUUGUCAUGGGUAAUUUAUUCUGUUCGGAGUACCGAAUUCAUCGCCGAUUUGAUUUGAAAGGUUCAUCCUAUGGCCGAACAGCAGACAAGUUUGAAGAAGAGAUUGAUGAGACAACCACUCUCAAGGACUUGGACCUCAAUUUUGUUUUCCGGUUGCAGCGAUCUUGGUACGCGGAUCUCCACACGCAACUGAGGCGAGAUUGUGAAUUUUUGGAAUCGGAGGGGAUUAUGGAUUACAGCUUCUUAGUGGGAGUUCACUUUUGUGAUGACAUCUCUGCCUCAAAGAUGGGAUCAUCAACUUUUACUGCUUCUCCAAAGCUUUUAACGAAGAGUGAGUCAUUUCAAGGUGGCCGCUGCAUGCCAGAAUUGUGCUUCUCAGAUGAUGAUUUUGAUAGGAUACCUGAGUGCCGGAAACCCUUGAUUAGACUGGGUGCUCACAUGCCAGCCCGAGCAGAGCAAGCAUCCAGAAGGAGCGAGUUCGAUCCGUUUCUCCUGACUGGUGGAGGGUUCUUGUUCCCAAACCAGACUGGUGAAGUGCAUGAUGUGAUUCUGUACUUCGGGAUAAUUGACAUUCUCCAGGAUUAUGACAUCACAAAGAAGCUAGAGCAUGCUUACAAGUCAUUACAGACAGACCCCAAUUCGAUUUCUGCAGUGGACCCAAAGCUCUAUUCGAAAAGGUUUCAAGAUUUCAUUGGCAGAAUUUUUGUGGAAGAUGGCUAGGUGUUGUGUGGAAUGCAACAUGAGUUCCAUACGAAGGCCAGAGCACCUGCAAUGAUUCGAAGAUGGUUCAGGUUACCAACAAUUUUGUGCACGGCAAAGAACCUCCAUAAUUACCAGGAAUCAUCUUCAGCUACGGGGAUCCGGUAAAGUAAAGCGGUUCAUUGGCCCGGGUAACUACCGUCAAGCCUCGAUCAGCAGUGCAGGGAAUUUGAGUUCCAAAGCAAAUUUGCUCCGAAUUCUCUGCGAAAUCACCGGAAUGGCUGGAUUUUGAAACACAGCCAUGAGAUCAGAAGAUUUCUGUAAAUUUUGUGGUUCGGCGGGUGUGAGAUUGCUUCUUCCAGCUCCGUAGCAGUAGUUUUCUUUUUAACUCAAUUUUGUUAGAGGAUUCCUUCUGCUUCAUUUUCGCCCCUUUUAAUAUAUCGGCCUGAUGUAAAGAAGGGGAUAGGGAGGUUUUUUGUUUUGUUUCCAGAAAGAGGAUAUUUAAGGCUGCGGCAGGCAGUGAACAAUAAGAUCAUGUACAGAUACACCUUGAUCCUUAGAAUGGGUGGAUUAGAAUUUAAUUCGGCAUCUUCAUGUC
Messenger RNA from Phragmites australis (common reed), 2991 nucleotides. RefSeq names its product phosphatidylinositol 4-phosphate 5-kinase 1-like. Lineage: Eukaryota; Viridiplantae; Streptophyta; Magnoliopsida; Poales; Poaceae. Gene Ontology annotation, molecular function: 1-phosphatidylinositol-4-phosphate 5-kinase activity; ATP binding. The transcript has 8 exons. The coding region runs from base 249 to 2414 and encodes 721 amino acids. Gene Ontology annotation, biological process: phosphatidylinositol metabolic process. The record is from RefSeq and is a predicted model, not a curated record.